Molecule: messenger RNA, 1731 nt
Organism: Pocillopora verrucosa
Lineage: Eukaryota; Metazoa; Cnidaria; Anthozoa; Scleractinia; Pocilloporidae
Product: chromatin target of PRMT1 protein-like
Source: RefSeq, a predicted model, not a curated record
UCUUUACCAAGCCAAGCGACGCUGUGUUUGUUCUGGGGCAGUUUUCAGGGUCAGGAAAGAAGCGUCAGCAAUCAGUUACCAUCCGACGUAGUUUCCUUGGAUUUGAACAUCAGACACAACAUUAAAGACGGCUCUUCGAAGCUCAAUGCAAUUUUUGUAGUAGUAAUUGCAGGAUAUCAUCAUGUCUCAUGUGCCAGCCAAGAUAGUACUCAAGAGCACAACCACCAAGUCACUAAAUGAUCGCUUCACUGAAAUGGCCAAAACUCAAGUCAGAUCACCCCCUCAAGUAACUGUCACUGGAGUGCGGAGCAAUCAGUUCCAGGUGGCUCAAGCUAGCAUGAAGAAUCGUCGCCUUGCUGCCCAGAUGGCCAACAGACCAGGUGUCCAAGCAGCCCUUGGAGGAAACACAUCGGACCUUAAAAGUCGACUUGGCUCACCAACAAGAGGAAGAGGUGCAAAUAGAGGGUUAUUAAAAAACCGAUUGGGUAGUCCAGCUGUUGGUGGAAGAAUUCAUAGUGGGGGUCAAGUUGGUUUAGGUGGUGGAUUAAGGCGGUCUAGUAAUGUUCUUGGUGUGAGCCGAGCAAGAAGAGGUGGUGGUCUAGUUGGCCGUGGUGGUCGUGGUGUUGUGAAAGCCAUCACUCGUGGUGGGCGUGGUGGGCGUGGUGGUAGAGGAGCAAAAAAUGUAACCAGGGGACGUGGACGGGGUCAUGGCCGAGGUGACAAGUCUGUGUCAAAGGAUAGGUUGGAUGAGGAACUUGACAAGUACAUGUCUAAAACCAAAAGCCAUCUGGAUGCAGAAUUAGAUGCAUACAUGCAGAAUGUAGUUGGAGAUGAAAAUUAAUCUGAAGAUAAGACAAAGAUUGGUAUGGCUGCUCUAAAGUGGAUGAUAAAUUUAUCAACCUGUUAAAACUGCAUAGCUACAACAAUUGUUAUGGGGAUCAUUUGUUUAACAACAGAUGGUAAAGAACUUGUUUUCAUGGAUUUUGUCAUUUACAACUACAGAUAUUUUGGAAGAGUGGAAACUUUAUCAUCAUGUCUUCUAUAAUCAGUAGACUGAACAUUCAUUACAUCAGUGACAUAUUUAAGUUUUCUUUGUUUACUUCAAUUUGUAAAUAUGCAUUGUAGCCACUUUUUGUUGUACUCUCAUCAACUGCUGUUAUAAUACAUAGUUGAUGUCAUAUUCUAUAACAGUAAGCAGUUGAGAUAUUUUUUACAUGUUUUGUCAAGCUUACGGUGUUUGAUGCAGCAAGACUGUUAAUUUUACUUUGAAACUUGAACAGCUAAGAUCUCAUAGGCCUUCCUUGUUAAUUAAGUUUUCUUGGUUUCCAUUUUAAUAACAAUACUUAACAUUUGAAUGAGAAAGAAGUAGAAGUAAUACAGCUGAAAAAGUUUUUAGAGUUCCUACCAUCCAUGAUAGGUCAUCCUGUUCAGUUUAUUAUAUUGGCAUUACUUUUGUUAUAGGGCUUUUUUUUUUAGCCCUGUCAUGGCAAGUGCAUCUUAAGAAGAAUUGGCCCAAAUUGGCAAGUGCCUGGUUUGUUAUCCAUUUUGAUUGCUUGCAUUCUUAGCCACAUUAGGUCCAUUUUGGUCAAUUUUUCCCACACAAGCAGUAUUAAGUUAAAGAUUUCUUGUUUUUAAAGGAAAUUCUCCUUGAUGCAAACAUAUCAUGAUGCAGCUUUUACAAUUUAUCUCUAUGCCUUUUAAAUAAAACAAUGCAAUGUCACUUCACAAUUA